AUGAACAAUAUUGGAAACUUUGCCUAUUACAAGAAAGAAAGUGUGAGGUGUAUUUUCCUAACCGCGACUGAACUUUUGAUAUCAUAUAUCAACUUGACUAUGACUACGUCACAAGAAGUGCAUUACAUCACUAAGGCAAGACGCAGUAUCAUAUUUGGGGUACUCCUCUUCAUCUUGUCUUGUGGUGUUCCGUUGUUUUUAUACACAACUCUGAUCCAUCGUGCUGAGUUACCAAGCCAUGAAGUGGAAGCAAAGAUAAACAGCUUCCGUGAUUUAGUAAGAUUUAAUAUCCCGGUGUACGUUCGAAUCGACCCAUCACAUGAAUCUUUGGUUCAAGAGUGGCAAGACUCUCUCGAUUCUCGGAACAACAAUGAUGGCUUGGGUGGAAAAUGGUCAUUACAGUUGAAACUACAAGACGAGGAGGCUUUGAAGAAUGAAGUCUAUACUUUGGACGUCAACAUUGUAUCAACAUCAGACCAAAACUCCUACAAAGUCUCAUCGAGCUCUGGAAACAUUAGUUUGAACGUUGAACCUACGGCAAAUGGAAGUGAGUUUGUGACUAAUGUAUUAUUGAAUAGCAUUUUCGGAGAUGAACGCAAACAAAUACUAUCGAUUCUCGGAAUCAAAGAAGACGAAAAGGACUCGGAUAUUGUUUUCCCAUAUUCAAACACAUACAAUGUUGUUUUCAAUCUAUUUGUUGAAAAUGGUAGACCGGUGGAAUGGGACGUUGAAUCAGCUAUUCAAGCUAUGAAUCCUGUUUUCGACGCUCUUUCUAAUUAUGCAAACUUCAAAAUCAGCACCCAAGUCCAGUUGUAUUCCAAGUUGGGAAGUUCUACUCGUUAUGCGGAAGAUUUGAAAGCAAACAUUAUACCAAAGAGCGAAUUAUCUACAUUUAUCAACUUUGGAGACUGGAACUUGAUCACACAUGAUAUAAACCCUUCUAUUAACUUCAUCUUAUACUUUUCCAAAAGCAACUACGAAAAGGUUCCGUUGCUUGUUGAAGGUUCGAAUACCAACUCAUUCUUAAUUCCACAAUGGGGCGGUGUUUACAUCUACAACAGAAAAAUGCCCAUUAUUAAUGAUACCAUUUUCAAAUUGAAUACCUACGAAUUGCAACCUAUUUUUGAGAUUUUCACAUCCCAAUUGUUUGAGUUGUUAGGUGUACCUAAAAAUUCCGAAUCGCCUUGGAUUCGCAUUGACUCGUUGAAUAGGGUAAUUGCACUCAAAAAUUUGAAGCGUUCUUUGGAGAACUUGUCGUCAUUAAUUAAAUUGUCGACUUCUUUGAAUGAGAUCUCUAUUCCUGAGUCUACAAAGUUCCACACUGAACAAGCUUUAGCAUACUACGAUCAAGCUAUGACCGAAUUGGCAAAUCUGCAUUUUGAAGAAGCUAUAGUUUUGGCCAGUAAAAGUGUUGAAAGUUCCGAUAAAGCUUUUUUUGAAAAGGAAAUGGUACAACAAGCAUACUUCCCGAGCGAACACAAGCUUGCUGUUUUUCUGCCAUUAUUAGGACCCCUUUGUACUAUUGUUUUGAUAGGGUUCCUCAGCACCGUCAAAGACAUGAAAUCUAAAAAGCAAGGGCCAAAGAAAGUCCAAGAUAAAGAUGAAUAA
Molecule: messenger RNA, 1608 nt
Organism: Clavispora lusitaniae ATCC 42720
Lineage: Eukaryota; Fungi; Ascomycota; Pichiomycetes; Serinales; Metschnikowiaceae
Product: PIG-S family GPI transamidase component
Biological process (GO): attachment of GPI anchor to protein
Cellular component (GO): GPI-anchor transamidase complex
Source: RefSeq, a predicted model, not a curated record